UCAUCACUUCAUACGCUGACAUUGCUCAACCUUUUGCACACGGCCCUCGUCUCUCAAGCGAAUUCGCGGAAGACACAGCCUCCCAGUCGCUCUCAUUGGAUCUAAGCUCAACUUGAUUAUCCAGCUGCCAACACUGUAAGCAAGAAUGUCGAACAAAUCUCCAGAAGGACCACCUCCAGCCUACCCUGCUCAACCUGGCUACGCCCCAGCUCAACCUGGGUACGCCCCUACUCAACCUGGCUACGGCGCCCCACCUGGGUACGGCGCCCCACCUGGGUACAACGCCCCACCCCCGGGAUAUGGCCAGACAAGCACCACCGUGGUGAUGGCCCAACCAUCAACAGUGGUGCUUCAUCCAGCUAGACUUGGCGAGUCUCCCGCCCAGAUGCAAUGCCCUCGAUGUAACGCUCAGAUCGUAACAUCAACCUACUACGAAACCGGAUCUCUCACGUGGCUAGCUGCUGGAAUCAUCUGCAUUGUGGGAUGCUGGCUCGGAUGUUGCCUCAUCCCAUUCUGCAUCGAUGGCACCAAAGACGUCGUCCACCAGUGUCCAAACUGCAAGAGCCAGGUUGGAGCAUACAGGCGAUUGUAAACCAACGGAUAUACCGCUACCCAGACUUCUCGAUACCACUGAAUGUGCCUCAGUCAACUUGCUGCUUUUUAGGAAGAGGGACCACUGCACGACCACGAACCAACGCCCAUGGAUUGAUUCGCUGCUGAAGCCAUGCAGUCAUAUAACCAUUUCAAAACAAAGAAGAUAUCUACCUUUUCCAGUUUCUUAAACGGGUGGUAUAUUCACACCACCAAUCUUGGUAAUUGCGGGUCAUUAAUGAGUUUUGUAAUUAUCAUGCAUGUAGAUCUGAUUUAUACACCGUGAGGGCUUCGUGUUGUUUCACCUACGCCCUGAAAAUGAAUUUCAAAUGUAUAUUCAGAAGCAUGUAAAUAUGACUCUGAAAGUACGCCUCAUGAAACAACGUCUUGUUCUUUAUAUACUAGUUUUAAUACACUGAAAGUUAUCUGUGAUAUAGAAACACAGUUUAUGUGUUAGGCCUUUUUUCACUGACGGUUUGCAGAUUUUUUGCAAAUACUGAAAACGGACAUUGUGACGUAAUGUUUCAGAAAAUACUCACUGAUUUGCUUUUAAAAGUUUACAAAGUUGAUGGUUAUAAAAAUAUAUAGAUCAUACUUUUAAUUUGAUUUCACUUUUUAUUCUUAUGUUUUGUGUGUAAUGCAAUAUACUCUUGAUAUGUUGAUAAACUUGAUAUUUUGGGGAAUUAUCGUGUAUCGUUCAGUGUGGCUAGAACAUAGUGUCAUUAAAUGUUUCAAAAGCACGAUGGACCUUUUAAGAAGCCUGAAAUAU
Haliotis rubra (blacklip abalone) is the source of this 1360-nucleotide messenger RNA. RefSeq names its product lipopolysaccharide-induced tumor necrosis factor-alpha factor-like. NCBI's taxonomy places the organism in Eukaryota, Metazoa, Mollusca, Gastropoda, Lepetellida, Haliotidae. Gene Ontology annotation, molecular function: zinc ion binding. The transcript is spliced from 4 exons. The coding region runs from base 146 to 592 and encodes 148 amino acids. The record is from RefSeq and is a predicted model, not a curated record.